Molecule: messenger RNA, 4383 nt
Organism: Glarea lozoyensis ATCC 20868
Lineage: Eukaryota; Fungi; Ascomycota; Leotiomycetes; Helotiales; Helotiaceae
Product: PH
Exons: 5
Coding region: 1-4383 (1460 amino acids)
Molecular function (GO): GTP binding
Source: RefSeq, a predicted model, not a curated record
AUGGCGUCGCCGUCGCAGCCUGUCCCACCAUUGCGCAUUCAGAAAGGGCCAUCAUUGUCGCCCACAAAGCUUCCACGACCUCUAUCUGAGUUAGGGCCAACGGAGAUGCGAAGGAACUCACCUAGCUUCCCGCAGCCAUCGAAGAAGACACAGCUCAACAUGGACUCGUCCCCAUUCCAGACUUCCCCCUUCAAUCCAUCCGCCGACUCGUCACCACGACUGUUUUGGCAAGGCCGCGAUCCCGCCACCCCUAGCCGCUUUAGAUCAGAAAACGAUUUGUAUGGAGGAAGAGAAUCUUCGCCCUCGCCGACUCGACGAUCCUCGAUUGAGCGACUGCAGAAAGCAUCGCGCGUCAAGAAUAGCAACAUGUUUGCGCGUGAACAGAAGCAGGAAUACGACCCCGCCUCAGUACCUACGAUUGAACGACCCUUGGCGAAACAACUGCAAGGAAAUGCAUAUGGUGGGACUGGACUGGAAGGGCUGCGAUCUGCUGAGCGUGCUGGAAACUUUGGACACAAAAGGAGCGAGAGCCAAUCGAGCGUGCCUCUAUACAACCCCACGCGAUCACCAUUGAAGAUAACAGGAGUAAAUGGUUUUCGUUCGCCCAGUAAGGACCAAAUAUCACCAACGAAAUCAUCACUCUCUGGGAGCAAAUUCAACGGCAAGUCGAGCUUUGAUUCAGAGAACGGUGUUUGGUCUGCUGAAGAUUCGAGUGACGAGAAAAGCCUUCCGCCAGGGCGCAUACUCCACCGACACGCAAAGAGUGUUACGUUUGAUCAGGCGCCUCCUCAGAUCAAUGAGUACGAGAUGGUAACACCCGAUAUCUCUUCGAUCGGCACAGGAUCUCGUGAAAACAGUUAUGAUUCUGGGGAGGAGGACGAAUCCGAGCUCUAUCCUAUGGAACACUCCCUUGAGCCGGAUGAUAGCUUUGACGCGUCUCUCGAGGAUACAGAUAAAACCCCUGUCGUUGGUCCUGAGGACUGGAGACAUACUAGCCCGGAAAAUCACCGCAACGGGAUCAUGUCUGGUCGGUUUGACGACCCCUUCGAUGGCCCAGAGGGUAGUCCAAUGCCAGAUGCCCGCCCAUCUUCCUCCAUGGGCCGUCCAGCUGCAGUACGUAAUGAUUCUCUGAACUCAAACGGAGAACACCGACCAUUGCCUCCUCUUCCUGGCAUGAAUUCCCGUGGCCGUAGUGGAUCUGCUUCGUCAAACGGUCAAUCUGCCGCUGCUGAACGCGCAACACAGCGUGGUCUUCCAUCACCGCCCCCACCAGCUUCGUUCAGCAAGUCGGAGAUUCAGAGCAUGAACGGUGGCAAAUUGACAUUAGAAGAGCGUCUUCAAUUGAUGAUGAUCCAAGACGAUGAGAGCAAGCCGAAGACCGCUGCUGAAUUGCAACGAGAGCGGCGGCUGCGACGAGGAGGUCCUCGUGAACGCAACAGCCAGACGCCAGAGCCAGAACGAGAGCGUUCGCAAUCAGUCCCAAUCCAUGAAGACGAAGACACUGUCGAUGACCUACCAGAUCUAGGCUCCUACCAGCUCCCUCCACGGAUAUCAAGAGAAUCCAUCAUGCGCAAAGUACAUGGCCAGGAUGCAUUCUCUCGUGAUUCAGACUACAAUUUCUCUUCACCAAUGCCUAGUUCCAGCCCCGAGCGCCCAACUGCUCUAGAUCCUGACACUCCACUUCCUACUACAGAAGACUCUGCAAUUAUGGAUAACGAUGUCGAUAAUAACGCAGACGACAGUGUCAUCAUCAAGCCAGAACCAGAGGAGGAUGAUGAUGAUGUUGAUGUGUACGCCAUCCCUGAAAUGUACCAGCCAACAGAAUCACAAAUGAGCCAGUACAGCGAUGAACAGGAUAUCCCUGGUGAGGACGACGCUGAAAGUCACUACUCUGAUCCUUCAGCUUCUACUGAGUGCCCUCAAUCUCAUUCAAAUAGCGGUCCUGACGAUGAUGGACCUCCAACUCCACGUGCUUUGACACCAACCAAGGAAAUUGAAUUUCAAGAUCCAGUGAAAGAGAGCAGAACGAGCUCAUUACCAGAAUUUGAAGGUUUCUUGGGAAAAAGUACCGAUUUUGGAUUAAGUCUUGCAUCUUACAUGGACCAGCCACCUUCUCCCCCACCAAAAGACGAGCCUCUUUCGUCCAUUGCUAAGACUGAUCAAGCUCCUAUCUCCCCACAAGACGAACGACCGUCCGAGGCACCAAGCAUGUCACAAGCCCAUGAGUACCUUCGAAGGCCUGAGACGCCCGAACAGCGACAAUUUCCUACCUCGAAACCUGAGUAUGAUGGGUCUGGUUGGGGCCCUGAGGAGGACGAGGAAUAUGAGUCUGGAACACCCGAUUCUGUCAUUCGUCAUCCAAUUGACGAAGAACAAUUUCCACCUCGCGAAUCACCAGCAAUCCCAGAACAGGUGGCUACUAUCAAAUCUACAGUUGGCUCGAAGCUCAAGACACGUCCAUCGGCAACACCCUCAGACCUCCAAGCAAUGCGAGAAAUGAGACGGAUUGUCAGCAGUGAACUACCUAAUAUCCCGGCUAUCCCACAACGUCAUCGCGAUCGGCCCUCUCCAGCUCCAGAAGACGGUUACACUAGCGCUGGAGAGAUGGUGGAAAGACACCCCAGCUUUAAGAAGAAGUCUUUGACGCUAGACAUCGGUGCUGAUUUGGGACUGAGUCUUGACAAAGAUUUCGAUAGGGUGAUCGAAGCUCAAAAGGUUGCUUACACCUCAUCUCUUUCAGACGCAACUUGCACAUCCAACGAGACCGGACAAGCGUCCGGUUCCAAUGCUACCAUACCUCAUGAAUUUUAUGCUAAUAUUACUCCUCGUAAACAGCGCGGAUAUCUUAUGAGACAAAACACGAAACUUGUCGUGGCUAGCAGCGACCACCACUCGAGCGAUGAUCAUCGCGGUAGUCGGUCGGCGGGUAACUCGCCUGUGAAGAAAGAACGGCCUCAAUCAUGGACCGUGGAGCCCUGGAAUGGUCAGUAUCGCAAAAACAGCAAAUCUAUUCCAAGGAAGAAGCCUGCACCAGGUCCUGUACCGCCAAUGCCUGGUCAAGAGAGCAACGCAAUAGGUUUGGGAAUGGUAACCGAGGAGCCAUCCCUUGAUGUCUCGUCAGAAGAGGUUGGAGAGAGAGGUAGGCUUUUCGUGAAGGUCAUUGGUGUCAAAGAUCUGGAUCUUCCAUUACCCAAGAAUGAACAAACCUGGUUCAGCCUAACACUCGACAACGGUGUUCACUGUGUAACAACAGCAUGGCUAGAGCUUGGAAGAAAUGCCCCAAUAGGUCAAGAGUUCGAGCUUGUUGUUCCAAAUGAACUAGAGUUUCAACUCACCCUCAAUGCCAAGCUGGUCAAGCCUCCUCCAACCAGGGUCACGGAAUCUCCCACGAAGAGUCAAAAGGUCUCUAAACCGUCCACCUUUAGCCGCGUCUUUGCUUCACCGAAAAAGCGAAAGGAACUGGAAAUGAGACAAAAAGAGGAAGAAAAACGAAUUGCCGAGCACCAUCAACAGGAAGCUCAAGCAAAGAGACUAUCAGCUCAACCAACCGCAUGGGAUCUGCUUUCGCCGCUUGCCGCGGAAGAUGGUAGCUUCGGACGAUCGUACGUGUGCCUCAAAGACCACGAGACCCGUUGCUUUGGUCGACCAUACAUCGUUGAUGUCGCGUGUUUCAAUGAAUGGGCUACCGAGGAAGCUACUCACUCGUCAAGUGUCAAGAGCAAACGUGGUACUACUAAUGUUCAGCGACGAGCACCUUACAAGGUUGGCAAGUUGGAGUUGCAACUUCUUUUUGUACCAAAACCAAAGGGUGCUACAGAUGAUGACAUGCCCAAAAGCAUGAAUUCCUGUAUUCGUGAAAUGAAAGAAGCCGAAGUUGCUACCGCAAGGAAUUGGGAAGGUCCUCUAAGCCAACAGGGUGGCGACUGUCCGUACUGGCGUCGACGAUACUUCAAAUUGGUCGGCAGCAAGCUGACUGCAUAUCACGAGACAACUCGCCAGCCUCGUGCAACCAUCAAUCUUGCGAAUGCAAGCAAGCUGAUCGAUGAUCGUCGAGCUCUUACACAAAAAGAGACCAGCGGCAAAGGUGGCAAGCGCCGCAAGUCAGGAUUCGCUGAAGAAGAAGAAGGCUACAUGUUUGUUGAAGAGGGUUUCCGAAUCAGAUUUAACAAUGGCGAAGUCAUCGAUUUCUACGCCGAUACAGCCGCUGAUAAAGAGGGCUGGAUGAAAGUUCUCGAUGCUUGUGUCGGCAAAGAAGGGGACGCGAAAAGCAAAUGGUGUGACCUUGUCCUCAAGCGCGAGGACAGUCUCAAGAGGAAGACAGAGCUUGGCCCCAGCCGGAAAGAACAACGACAUCACUCGAGAACCAAGAGCAUGAUCGUAUAG